GGGGUCCUAACGUCAUGUCCGCCCCGGUGUUCUGACGUCAUGGCCACUCAGUCGACGGUGGUGGGAAGCAGUUUGUCUGAUCAGCUGUUCUGAACGUAAACCUUAGCAUCCAUGGAUGAGAUCACUUUUCAUUAUGACACGGUGCUGUCAGAUGUUCACAUGCACAAGCCCUGCGUACGUCACCUGAUGACUCGCCUCAACACCACUGGGCAGCCUGUUUUUAUGUCCAGAUUUAGGAUCUUGGCAGAAAGACCCUACAAGGAUGACCCUGGAAAAGGUUUAGGGAAGGAAGAGAAGGAUGGUGAUCCAGUAGAAGACAAACAAGACUUUCGUGAAAAAGAUGAGAGUGAAGGGGGCAAAGGAAAUGAGGAGCCAUGUUUAGAUGAGGAUGGAGACUUGAGCAUCAAACAUAGGCCCCGAAAACCCUCUGUGGAUGGUGACCGAGACCUGGUCUGUCCUGUCAUCCUCAAACAGUUCAAUACUGAGUUCGAACAAGAAGAGGGAAAUGUGGACGAUGAAGAGGGUCUUUGUUCCAAAGACAUUUUAAGGAUAGAGCACACUAUGGCAACACCGUUGGAAGAUGUUGGCAAACAGGUUUGGCGUGGAGCACUCCUUCUGGCUGACUUCAUCCUCUCUAAACCAGACCUGUUCAGAGGGUCCACAGUCCUGGAUAUGGGAGCAGGAACGGGCUUAACCAGCAUUGUCAUGGCAACUACAGCCAAAAAAGUUUACUGCACAGAUGUGGGAGAAGACCUUUUGAACUUGUGCAGGAGGAAUGUUUCAUUAAAUAAACACCUGAUAAAGUCAGCAGAUGGGAUGGUGGAGGUAAGACAACUGGACUGGCUCCAGCACAGCCUCUGCAAAGGGCCCACCGUGAGAAACGCCUAA
Messenger RNA from Nematolebias whitei (Rio pearlfish), 888 nucleotides. It is a transcript of the gene mettl22, whose product is annotated as methyltransferase 22, Kin17 lysine. Gene Ontology annotation, molecular function: protein methyltransferase activity. Gene Ontology annotation, cellular component: nucleus. The transcript has 9 exons. Lineage: Eukaryota; Metazoa; Chordata; Actinopteri; Cyprinodontiformes; Rivulidae. The record is from RefSeq and is a predicted model, not a curated record. Gene Ontology annotation, biological process: protein methylation. Bases 112 to 888 code for a protein of 258 amino acids.